This is a messenger RNA of Tachysurus fulvidraco (yellow catfish), 4194 nucleotides long. It is a transcript of the gene pdzrn3b, whose product is annotated as PDZ domain containing RING finger 3b. Gene Ontology annotation, biological process: protein ubiquitination; neuromuscular junction development. The record is from RefSeq and is a predicted model, not a curated record. NCBI's taxonomy places the organism in Eukaryota, Metazoa, Chordata, Actinopteri, Siluriformes, Bagridae. The transcript is spliced from 10 exons. Gene Ontology annotation, molecular function: protein binding; zinc ion binding; ubiquitin protein ligase activity. Bases 150 to 3296 code for a protein of 1048 amino acids.
UCCUCACAAACUUUCAGGCAAUUAGUUUGUUGAGGGAGAAGCAGCUCAGAGUUAAGCGGUGCGGCUACUUUCAAUGAGCGAGUCUGCAGCUCAGCGCUGAUUCCGUGGCGCUUUUCCUCCCUUAACUUUUAUACAUUUGAAACCAAAUCAUGGGCUUCGAGUUGGAGCGCUUUAGCGGCGCAGUAGAUCCGGACCUGAAGUGUAACCUCUGCCACAAAGUGCUAGAGGAGCCUCUCACGACGCCGUGCGGCCACGUCUUCUGCGCGGCGUGUGUGUUGCCUUGGGUGGCGCAGCAGCGCAGCUGUCCAGCGCAGUGCCGGCGGCGCGUGUCGGCCCAGGAGUUGCACCACGUGCCGCCGCUCAAAAGCCUCGUGCUCAAACUGGACAUCCGCUGCGAGUAUCACGCACGGGGCUGCCGCCAGGUCGUCAAACUCCAGCAGCUCUCCGAGCACGCAGAGACGUGUGACUUUGCCCCCGCGCGCUGCCGUAACGAAGGCUGCAGCCAGGUGUUCAACCUCAAGGACGUGCACUUGCACAUGCGCGACGCCUGCGAGUACCGGCCGGCUGGCAUCUGCGAGCAGGGCUGCGGACUCGGUCUUACUCACCGAGAGCGCUAUCAGGACGGUCACUGCUGCGUGCGCGCGCUCAAGGCGCACAACAGCGCGCUGCAGGCCAAAGUCUCCAGCCUGGAAAAGGAGUGUAAGAAGCAGGCGAUGCGCGCGUGCAAACGGGAGAAGUCACUGCUGGCACAACUCUCUAGCGUGCACAACGAGCUGGAAAUGACUGCGCUUCGUUACCAGAAAAAGUUCACCGAGUACAGCGCGCACAUCGACUCUCUCACCAAGAGCUUUGCCUCGCCAGCUAAGGUUGGCGAGAGCAAAAGCGUCACAGUUGUGCUUCACAGAGAGUCUGGAUCUUUGGGGUUUAAUAUUGUUGGAGGGCGACCAUGUGCGGAUAAUGAAGACAGGACUUCAAAUGAAGGCAUCUUUGUAUCAAAGAUUGUGGAGCAUGGACCAGUGGAUAAAGAUGGAGGUCUUCAGAUUCAUGACCGGAUAAUGGAGGUAAAUGGCAAAGACCUGUCCAACGCUACACAUGAGCAGGCAGUAGAGGCCUUCCGUGCAGCCAAAGAGCCUAUCAUGGUGCAGGUGUUGCGCAGGAAGCCCAAACUGGCCGGACCUGAAGGGGAUGCACAGCUGUUGGACAUCAGUACACAGACAGACAUCACCUUCCAGCACAUUAUGGCUCUCAGCAAGCUGCCUGCCUCAACACCUCCUGUACUUGAUCAGUACAUCUUGCCUGAAGGACACCCUUCUGGGCAUGAAUAUUUCGACCCGAAUGAUUACCUAGAGACCAUGCAACAAGAUAUGGAGAGAGAGGAACUCGAGUAUGAGGAAGUGGAUUUGUACAGGACAAAUAUCCAGGACAAGUUGGGCUUGACUGUAUGCUAUAGGACUGAUGAUGAGGAUGAAACUGGGAUAUAUGUCAGUGAGAUUGAUCCAAACAGCAUUGCUGCAAGAGAUGGUCGAAUCAGAGAAGGGGACAGAAUCAUCCAGAUCAAUGGCAUAGAGGUGCAGAAUCGGGAGGAGGCAGUGGCUCUGCUGACGAGCGAAGAGAACCAGAACGUGUGCCUGCUGGUGGCUCGGCCAGAGAUACAGCUCGAUGACGGAUGGAUGGAAGAUGACAGAAACGAUUUCCUAGAUGAUCUGCACAUGGACAUGCUCGAGCAGCAGCAUCAUCAGGCCAUGCAGUUCACUGCCAGCAUGCUUCACCAGAAUAAACCUGUGGAGGGUGGAGGCAUGAUGGACACAGGAACACUGCUCUCACAGCAGCACGAGAAGGACAGUGGUGUGGGCCGCACAGAUGAAAGCACCCGCAACGACGAGAGCUCAGAGCAGGAGAACCUCUGUGAUGACCAGACCAGUGCCUCUACCACACUGGGUAGUCGCAGGCGUCUGGCCUACAGUCAGGACACACUGGGAAGCAGUGACCUUCCCUUCAGCAAUGAGUCCUUCAUCUCAGCCGACUACACUGAUGCAGAUUUCCUGGGUGAAUUCCCAGCUGAUGAGUGUGAGCGCUUCAGGGAGUUGUUGGAGCUUAAAUGCCAGGUGAGGAGUGGGGGUGGCUUGGCCAUAAGCUGGCCCAGCUUUGGUGUAGAUGGCAGGCAAGGAUUCUGUGGUGCAGGGGAUGAUGACGUGGACAAGGAGCUAGAGCUUCUUAAUGCAGAGCUGCGUAACAUUGAACUAGAAUGCCUCAGCAUUGUGCGGGCACACCGUACGCAGCAGUUACGUGAGCAGCCAUGGAUGUUGCACAACAGCGGCUUUCGCAAUUACAACACAAGCGUGGACGCACGGCGCCACGAACUGGCUGACAUCAGCGAGCUCCCCGAGAAGUCAGACAAGGAUAGUUCAAGUGCCUAUAAUACAGGAGAGAGCUGCCGAAGCACACCACUUACCCUAGAGCUCUCACCGGACAACUCUUUACGCCGGGCCAGUGAAGGGCUUGCAGAAACCAGUGCAGGAGGUACUGUAACAGGUACUGUAACUAAUGCCAGAGCCCCGAGGUCCAUGCUGUCACCUGUCCAAGAGUCUUCUGGAUCAAGCAGGAGUCACACUGCUCCUCUGAAAGAGCCUGAUGCUGGCCACCAUUCUGAGGCCAAAGAACGCAAGCCGAAUCGCCUCAGCCAGCCACAUUCUCCCUACAAGCAUGCCCACAUCCCAGCACAUGCUCAGCAUUAUCAAAGCUACAUGCACUUGAUUCAGCAAAAGUCAGCUGUGGAGUACGCACAGAGCCAGUUGAGUCUUGCCAGCAUGUGCCGUGAUCCUGUCUCUGCCGAGCCCAAGGCAGAGUGGAAGGUGAAGAUCCGCAGCGAUGGUACCCGGUACAUCACCAAAAGGCCAGCACGUGACCGCCUGUUAAAGGAGCGUGCCCUGCGCAUACGAGAGGAACGCAGCGGAGGAAUGACCACAGACGACGACGCAGCCAGUGAGCUGAAGAUGGGCCGCUAUUGGAGCAAGGAGGAGCGUAAGCAACAUGCUGUUCGUGCCAAGGAACAGCGCCAACGUCGAGAGUUCAUGAAGCAGAGUCGUACAGACUGGCUGAAGGAGCAAAGUGGGAGUGGCCCCGACGACAAAAAGGAGGUCAACAUUAUUGAACUAAGUCACAAAAAAAUGAUGAAGAAGCGCAACAAGAAGAUCUUCGAUAACUGGAUGACCAUCCAGGAACUGCUCACGCAUGGUGCGAGGUCUCCAGAUGGGACACGAGUGUACAACUCACUGCUGUCAGUAACUACAGUGUGAGCUGGUGGCUCUGGCUGGUGUACAUAAGACACUACCGAUUGGGGUAGAGAAUCCUGCCUCGUUCAAUGUGGCAAUGUUUGUAAAUAAGGAAGUAGUAUCUUUGUUUGAAGGGUUUUGUGAUCAGCAGUUGAGGUACGAUGAGAGUUCCAGAGAACGGACUUGGAGGAGAGAAAAUGACACAACGGUUUUGCAUAAUACUUUCUAUGUCGUGCUUGCUUUUUGAGGAUUUUUGCUUUAUAAAGGAACUUUCUUAAUAUUUGGGCCUUUCUGAAAGAUUUCUACAAACAGUUUAAAGACCACUUGUUAUAAAACAAUUAACAGCAACAUUUUUAUUACAAGUUUUUCAGUAUUUUACUUCUCAUGCAUUCAUUUGCUUAUUUAAAGUAAUACAGUGUAUUUAGCUUCAUGGCCAAUACAGUAUCUUGGGCGAGAACAUUGUUACAUUUUUUUUCCAACAACACUACAAACACAACUGUAUUCUAAUUAUUUUAAAGGUGCUGUUUCAAACGGUUGCAUGAUUUGUGUUACAGCUGUUAAAUAGGUCAAGACAACUUAAAGGUGCAUACCUCUGAGAGCAAGUUCUCCUUUUGUUAAUACGGUAAACUGUCCAUCAGUCCGCAUUGUAAAGAAACAUUGUGUUUUUAUUUUCUUGAACAAAAUGAAGACAUAGUCACUAAUCUGCUGAUUUAAGUACAGUUCUCAAAAUCGUAGAGAAAUCUUGAGACACAGGAAGCAGUAUUGCAAAAACACUUUUAAUUGCUUUGUGUGCAUUAUCAUUUUGCAAAAGACAUUUAAUAAGAUUUCUAUUUAUGUAUAUAGCUUACAAUCAUGGAGGUAAACAAAUUGGUCUUAAACAAAUUUAGUGUCAGGAUUGGCCCUUUACAAAAUGCUUUAUAGU